AUGGCCCUGCAGCUCCUACUCCAUGUGGCCUUCCUCAGGCUCAGCGCCACCGCCGGGCCCUCGGUCCAGGCGCGGGACUUUAGAACACCGGCAGUUGCCUGGCCAUCCUACUUCGACUUCAACUGGCCCCAGGAGGUUCAGGAAACCAUCCAGAUUCCGAACAAUGGGAGCGCGCCCCUGCUCGUGGACGUGCGGGUGUUUGUGUCCAACGUGUUUAACGUGGACAUCCUGCGGUACACAGUGUCCUCCAUGCUGCUGCUUCGGCUGUCCUGGCUGGACACUCGCCUGGCCUGGAACGCGAGUGUGCGCCCACGGCGUGCAGUCACACUGCCCUGGGACUCACUCUGGACUCCAGGACUCACCAUCCAGGAGGCGCUCUGGGUGGACUGGCAGGAUCAGAGCCCGAGGGCCCGAGUGGACCCCGACGGCCACGUUGACCUGUACUUGACCCUCACCACCGAGACCAACUGUGAUUUUGAGCUCCUCCACUUCCCCAGGGACCAGAGCGACUGCAACCUCAGCUUCUACGCUCUCGGCAACACUGCCCUGGAGCUGGAGUUCCGGGCGCACGCAGUGAACGAGAUUGUGAGCGUCAAGAGGGAAUACGUAGUUCGGGAUCUGAAAACCCAAGUCCCACCCCAGCAGCUGGUGCCCUGCUUCCAGGUGACGCUGCGCCUGCAGAACACAGCGCUGAAGGCCAUCAUAGCUCUGCUGGUACCCGGGGAGGCCCUGCUGUUGGCGGACGUGUGCGGGGGGCUACUGCCCCUCCAGGCCACCGAGCGCAUUGCCUACAAGGUGACCCUGCUGCUGGGCUACCUGGUCUUCCACUCCUCCCUGGUGCAGGCCCUGCCCAGCUCCUCCUCCUGCAACCCACUGCUCAUUUACUACUUCACUGUGCUGCUGCUGCUGCUCUUUGCCAGCACCAUGGAGACCGUGCUGCUGGCCGCGCUGCUGGCCCGGGGCGACCUCAGGGCCAAGAGCGGCCCCAGCCCGACCCCUAGAGCGGAGCAGCACGGUCACGGGGACUCAGAGCCAAAUCCUGAAGGAGCCCCCAGGGUGAAGGGGUCGAGAAGGAGCCAGGCCGAGGCUGCUGACCACGUCUUCUUCCUGGUGUAUGUGGUGGGUGUAGUGUGCAGCCAAUUUUUCUUCAUCGGGCUCUGGAUGUGGGCGACGUGCAAGUCUGACCCAGCUCCCGGCAAGGCCGUGCCCCAUGGCGGGCAGCCCAGGCUGUGACAGCUCAGGGCCCGGGGCUGCGCACCCAGGGGAAGGGCCAUGACAGCGUCUCUGGAGAAAGGAGGAGGUCAACUCUUCUCCGAAGCCCAGAGGAUCCCAGGCCACCCUGAGUUCUCCCUUCUGAUAGCCGUGAAAGC
Messenger RNA from Lynx canadensis (Canada lynx), 1370 nucleotides. It is a transcript of the gene ZACN, whose product is annotated as zinc activated ion channel. Gene Ontology annotation, molecular function: neurotransmitter receptor activity; extracellular ligand-gated monoatomic ion channel activity; transmembrane signaling receptor activity. The record is from RefSeq and is a predicted model, not a curated record. NCBI's taxonomy places the organism in Eukaryota, Metazoa, Chordata, Mammalia, Carnivora, Felidae. Gene Ontology annotation, cellular component: membrane; neuron projection; synapse. Gene Ontology annotation, biological process: regulation of membrane potential; chemical synaptic transmission; signal transduction.